AUGGAUCACGAUAGCCGGCAACUGUUCAUCGUCACCCCACCCGGAUCAUCUGCACAGCAGUCGCAUCGCAGGAGUCGGAGAAAAAGCGAGCGGGAAAGGGUUAGGGUCACUCGGGCCUGUGACCAGUGCAAACGGCAGAAGAUUCGCUGCACUGGGGCGCUCCCAUGUGAAAUCUGCUUGAGAAAGGGCAAUCGCUGCUCUUAUGAUGCUUCAUACGCCCGAGGGCGCGCUCCGUCCGUUAUGGGAGGCGAGGAUCAAGCAGUUGUGACGCGUCCGGCCGUGGACAGUUCCGCAAAGCCUGCCAACCAAGCCCAGGAGCCAAUCUCUGAGCCACUAUCAUUGCGAGCGUCACCUGAACCAACACAAACAGAUCAACAGGGACACUACGUGGGUCCUGCUUCAGGUGUCUCCUUUUUACUCCGAGUGCAAAGGAGGGUCUACCAAACAUUGAAGUUCCCACCGUCCUCGUCCAUAUUCACCUUUGGUGACGCUCCCUUGCCAGACUUCGAUGUCUCCUUUUUCGUGCUUCCUCCCAAGGAUGUUACACGGCAACUACUGGUUAGGUACUUCGACUUCGCAGUGCCAACUCACCGGUUCUUGCAUCGCCCCACUAUAGAAGCAUGGUUUGAAGAUUUAUAUACCUUCAAUGGGUGCAUGAGCAGCAGAGAUGAGGCUCCGGCAAGGACUGCUCUUCUUUUCAUGGUGUUUGCCCAAGCCAGCCUCUAUAUGACUGAGCCGGCCGCAGAUGCAAACCAUGAGAAUAUGGCCGACGUCAGCUCCCGUUAUUUCCUCGCAGCAGAGCAUCAGCUACAGAAAGAGCGUGGCCAGGUUCGACUUGCCAGUGUCCAAGCUCGCCUGGCGCAGUGUUUUUGGUUGCUGUCGCAAUCACGAAUCAAUCACUGCUGGACGCUGUUCGGCACAACAGCUCAUCUUGCAUUGGCCAUUGGGUUGAACAGGGGCAAGAAGACAGAGGCUCAAGGCCGCACAGGCAAAGUUGAGACCGAGUGUCGCAGGAGAACCUUCUGGUGUGCCUAUACUCUGGACAAGUAUCUUGCAGCAGCUCUUGGAAGGCCCCGCACAUUCCACGAAGAGGACAUUGACCAGGAGCUACCAUCUUGCAUUGACGAUUCAGACCUUGAGCACGUCGGUGUCGAGCCCAAAGCUCCUCUUGGCCAGCCCCUGAUGCUUGGCGCCGUAGCACAUAUCAGGCUGUCACGCAUCAAUGAUGGCAUCCUGAAGGAUCUCUACCCCAUCUGGCCACUGUCGACGUCCGCACGGCUUAAGGUCGCUGCUCAAUACUCUACAAGGUUGAGAAACUGGUAUCAAGAGAUGGUGGAGUUCCUUGACUCCAGCAGAAUCAACACUUCUUUGCUCUUGCCCAUCUAUCAACGGCAACGCCAUGUCCUGAAUCUGGCAUAUUGGCACGCCACGAUACUGACACACAGACCGUUUCUUCUCAACAAAUUUGGAGCCACCCGAACCAGUGCAAACACAACGCAGGUUGAGGACCGUGUAAAGGAAUGUCUCCAAGCUGCGCUGAACAUCUGCGACCUGGUAGAUGAACUUAUCAGCGCGAGAAUGAUGUUCAAAGCAUUUUGGUUUACUUCGUACUACGCAUUCUGCGCUGCCGUCGUGCUCUACGUAUUCUCUAUUCAGCAAAAUACAAGUAUCCCUGAUGGCCAAGGUCGGCAUCUGUCUGUAGCAAUUCGAUGUCAAGAGCAAAUGUCAAUGAUCGCGGAGGAGCACUCACUUGCCAGGCGAUACUGUCUUGUACUUGACGAACUACGCAAAGAAGCAAUACGACACUCAGAACAGCCGCGAGAUGAUCAAUCAAUGGGUGCUACAGGUGAUGCUCAUUCGCAGCAGCUUGAGGGCUUGGGUGCUGAUGAGACUGGGUUGGCUGGGACUGCCGCCUUUGGCCAGCAUCCCCUUGCUUCAGAGGCUAACGACAUCAACGGCUUCGAACCAAGCCCUGGCAGCUCUCUUUACGAUAUGUCAGGAUGGGGAACAUUUGACUCAAUGGUGCGCCUUUGGAUUCUCAUUGAGAUCCUUGUCAUUGUCUGCCUGGCGAGACUUGUUCGCGGCCCUCUUGCUAUGAACUUCGUCAAAUGGCACGACUGCGGGAAGCGGGUAGCGGUUGGCGGAAUAGCAUCCGGGAAUUGGCGUUUCCGGGGCCAUCGAGAAAGUCAGCCAGCCAUUCAGACCAUGGCGUAUUUUACUGAGAAAAGUCCAAAAUUGUGGGUUCCGCACCUAUUGUCAUAUCUAUCGUCCGUAUUCUCAAUCCUCAUCCCUGAGCUUCUUCUCGUGCCUGCCCACUCGGACCUCGAGCAACUAGCCAUGCCAAGUCUUGCUAGAAUGGGCGGAGGAACGACGGACGAAGUAGAAAGAUUAGCCUGGAAGGUUCUGAAACUCAAAGAGUCAAGGAGCAAUGAACAAAGGGUAGUCAUUGGAAUCUCUGGCGUUCCUGGUUCGGGGAAGUCUACUCUGGCUAAGAUGGUAUGCGAAAGUGUAAACGCUCUGCAUGGGAAUCAUGACCCGGAAGGAACCAGACAUAUCGCCGUGGCGGUCCCUAUGGAUGGCUUUCAUCUCAGCCGAGCCCAACUCGCAGCGAUGCCCGAUGCAGCCAUGGCGAUACAUCGACGUGGGGCGGCCUUUACUUUUGAUGCUGCUGGCUUUUACCAUUUAGUACAACAAUUGGCCAAAUCACCCGUCCAGGCUGUAAGCGCGCCUUCUUUUGAUCACGCAACCAAAGAUCCGGUCGCAGGUGCAAUCGAUAUCCCGGAAACAGCCCGAGUGGUGCUCGUCGAGGGCAAUUACUGCGCGCUCAAUCGGGUCCCUUGGAGCGAUACGGCAAAGUUGAUGGACGAAUUAUGGUACAUUGAUGUUCCUGCGGAUGUGGCUCAGUCACGUCUGGCUAUCCGUCAUUUACAGAGUGGGAUCGUUGCAGAUGAAAAUGAAGCUCGGGAAAGAGCUGCUGGCACUGAUGAACUCAAUGCGGAGGAUGUCAGAGAGAACAGACUUCAUUGCCAUGAAAGGCUGAUACUGAUGUGA
Molecule: messenger RNA, 3051 nt
Organism: Diaporthe amygdali
Lineage: Eukaryota; Fungi; Ascomycota; Sordariomycetes; Diaporthales; Diaporthaceae
Product: fungal specific transcription factor domain-containing protein
Exons: 6
Coding region: 1-3051 (1016 amino acids)
Biological process (GO): positive regulation of transcription by RNA polymerase II; DNA-templated transcription
Cellular component (GO): nucleus
Molecular function (GO): zinc ion binding; DNA-binding transcription factor activity, RNA polymerase II-specific; ATP binding
Source: RefSeq, a predicted model, not a curated record